AUGCCACAGGACACGAAACAAAAAGGUUUAAAGCAGGAUGACUUUCGAAAAUUGUUGCAAACUCCAAGACCCGGCGAUGCGUCGGCUAAGGGAACGCUUGGUAUGGCAACUCCAAGGCAGAGAAUGCCACCACAAACGCCGAAAGCAGGAACCUUUUCGAAACCGGAAAUACCUUCUCUAAAAGCGAAGAAAAGUUCUCGGUUUCGCAAAACAGAAAGUUCAGAGGCCGAUUCCAAUGACAAUAAAUAUCGCGAUCGUGCAGCCGAACGUCGAAAAGGUGCUAAUCCUGAUUACCAAGAGACAGAACAGAUACUGAAAGCCCUCAACAAUAGUGAAGAAUUAGAAGCAAAAUUAAUCUACGAACAGUCGAAAUAUUUGGGUGGUGAUACAGAGCACACACAUUUGGUUAAGGGUCUUGACUACGCGUUGCUCGCCAAAGUGCGUAGCGAGAUUAACCGAGAUGGUGAAGAAGGCAAAGGGGAAAAAGAUGAUGAAGAGUUGGAGGCCGCAUUGGAAAAAAUAAAAGAGGAAUCACAAGAGACACCCAAGAUAAAUAGUCGUCUUGCGCAAAAUAUAUAUGACAUCGUCAUUGAGGAUCCCAAGAAGAAGAAACCACCUAAGUUAAAUGAACUGUUUGUUACUGGACGAAUGGCAUAUGUAUUUGAGUUGGCUGAUGAACGAGGUAGAUAUGGGGAUGCCUUUUCCAUACCGACAACUGUUAUUCGUAGUAAGGCGGAUAUCAACAAUUAUGCUAGUGUCGACAAGUCUACCAAUGAUUUGGUAAUUGAGAAAAUCUCGCGAGUAAUGGCUUAUGUGCGGAAAUCUGGUGGCAUGGAGAAUAAAGACAAAAAGGUGAAAAAGAAACCCAAAGAAAAACAACCUUCUGAAAUUAGAAACGAAAAAGUAGUUUCUAUCGAUGACAGCGAAGACAUUUUUGCGGAUUCUGGAAGAGAUUAUCAUGUUACUAUAGAGGACGACAAGCCUGAAGAGAAAGCUGAAGAUGCAAUUCUCUCAGUCAGUUCAGGCAUAGACAAUACUGUUAAUAAUUACUUUGGCACAUCCACGCCAGAAGUCGAAGACGAUCGCAUGGAUAUUGAUAAAUCAAAAGAAGUUCAAAAGUUACAGAGCCUGAUAAAAGAAGCUGCAGCCAGCGGAGUCAAGAAUAAGGAGGAGGGACCGAAUACGAAUCCCACCAAAGGAAGUUUGAGACCUUCGAAAGGCGAAGGAAUCAAGAAAAGACUGUAUGGUCAAGACAGUUAUGAUGCAGAUUAUUCAGCGUACGGCCUUGGAAUUGACAUGGUGGCAGGCACACGGGAAAGUGCCUAUGACUCUGGUCACUCGGACUCAGAUUCAGAUGGAACAGGUGCCGAGCAUACUAUCCGAGAUCAGGGAGUUACCAAGAAUAAGAAGGCUCAAUUGUCCAAAUGGGAUUUCGACACGGAAGAAGAUUGGCAAGCAUACAAGAAUAACGUUACGGCAAUGCCCAAAUCUGCGUUUCAGUUUGGAGUUAAAACCGGCGACGGUCGCAAAACUCGAAGAAGUGGCAAGGAACUUACGGAAAAGCAAAAAUUGGACAGGGACUUUCAAAAAAUUAGCAGAAUCAUGGAGCAAAAAUAUGGUAAAGACGAAAAUGAGGAAGGGACUUCACGAAAGAAACAAAAAAAAUAG
This is a messenger RNA of Acaulospora colombiana, 1668 nucleotides long. The record is from the annotation of a GenBank genome assembly. NCBI's taxonomy places the organism in Eukaryota, Fungi, Glomeromycota, Glomeromycetes, Diversisporales, Acaulosporaceae.